GGAUUGGAGCUACUGGUGGCAGUGUGUUGGUUCAACGAGCCACCGAAUGAGAUAUUAAAUGGAGGCCCCACAGGAGAGUGAGUGAGACCAAGAGAUGCCCCAACUUUGGAACACAUGCGAAGAAGCAAAACUGAGCCCCCAGACAGUUGCUACUCUCUCGCCCGUUGGGACUGUAGCAGAUUCUCGCGAGUCCACCAGAGCAACAAAGGCCCGUUUCCGUCGAAUCUCUCAAGUUCAUAAGCCCUCUUCCUCUCCUUUGCAUUCUUUUGUAUCCCAAGUACUAUACUGCAGGAGGCUGUAAUCUCUUUAAUGUGUGGACAAUAGAUUCUUUGGGGAAGUGAAUUCCCACAAAGACUAUACACUAUACAUGUUCUUGGUGAAUAAAUUCCCUCGUGGAUUAAUAAAGUGAUGUGAUAUCGCGAUGUGUGUAUUAAGUAUACUUAAUUAAUUGACUGUUUAAAAAUGUUACUAAACAUGGGUGCUCCAGUAACGACUUCCCAGUGAAGUGACUUGGCCUUUUUCCGGCGUUUCCAUGCAAAUUAUUCUCAUUUUUAUCAUUUACAUAGACACUUACUUGCGCGAAUAAAAAGCCAUUGCUACUCUUCCCCGGCAGCUUCAUCGUCUGCCCAGUAUCUUUCCAAGCACCGUCUGCGUGUUUUUCUCUUCCACCUCACUGCCUUCAUUUCAUGCGCAUUCCAACGAUCUCUGGCUUGGGUGUUUUUAAUAUAAACAACAACCGUACAAUUCCUACGGAAAAAUGGGAGUCUCAGUAAAUUUGAUUAAACUGAUUGUGCCGAAGUUGCUGCCCUUCUUCGUUACUUUUGUACUCUACUUCAUCCUCUCAACUUAUGACACUCGUUCAGAGAUUUGGUCCACUGUGGUCAAAUGCGCUCCCAUCUACUCCCUCAUACUCUUCAUCCUCCUGUACGGUGUGCGCAACACAGAUGCUUCUUAUACAUACAAAAUCCUUGCUGGAUUAUUCUUCAGCAGCAUCGGUGAUCUCUUGCUCAACAUCAACCUUUUCGAAUAUGGAGUCGUGGCCUUUGCUGUAGCCCAAGUAGCCUUUAUCGCUGCCUUUGGCUUCCAACCACGACGCUGGGAUAUUGGAUUAGCAAUGAUCGGGGCAUCUUUGGGAGCUCUAUCCGUUAUCCUUCGAUCCAUCAACAGCACAGUUCUGCGACUCGGUCUGCCCAUCUACUCCCUACUCCUCAUCACGAUGGCCUGGCGAGCCGUGGCAAGAGCUUCCACUGAUAAAAAGGAACUACCCAAGAUCUUAGGGGCAAUUGGAGGUGUUCUUUUUGUCAUCUCAGACGGAUUUCUUGCAUUUAACAAAUUCUACGUUAACAUUCCUUAUGCUGUGAUUCUAAUAAUGGUACCGUACUACCUAGCUGAAUGUGGAAUAGCCCUCAGUGUUGUCGAUUACAAAUAUUUGCCCGUUCAGUAAGCCACAAAAAAAAACGAAAAAGAAAAAGCUCAUGUAGAUGAUUUUGUGAAACUCUUUGUCUUCCACAUCCUCUUCUCUCCAUUGUUGAUAUCAUUUUAGUUUGAGAUUAUUUGACAGUGCAAUCUCUCUUGAAUUACAACAAUAAAGAAUACUUUCAGUAAAAA
Molecule: messenger RNA, 1608 nt
Organism: Phlebotomus papatasi
Lineage: Eukaryota; Metazoa; Arthropoda; Insecta; Diptera; Psychodidae
Product: lysoplasmalogenase-like protein TMEM86A
Exons: 3
Coding region: 758-1444 (228 amino acids)
Cellular component (GO): membrane
Source: RefSeq, a predicted model, not a curated record